Penicillium pulvis is the source of this 288-nucleotide messenger RNA. RefSeq lists its product as uncharacterized. The transcript has a single exon. Bases 1 to 288 code for a protein of 95 amino acids. The record is from RefSeq and is a predicted model, not a curated record. NCBI's taxonomy places the organism in Eukaryota, Fungi, Ascomycota, Eurotiomycetes, Eurotiales, Aspergillaceae.
AUGCCUGGUGCGGAUGGCAGUGCUAUUGGAAUUGAUCCCAAGGAGUCUUGUCGGAACAUUAUCCAUUGCAUGCCGUUGUUCUUCCAUCCAGCAACCGGUAUUUUCCGUCAGCAUCUUGUCCCUUUCCCGCUUAUGGCGGCGAUGAAGUAUUUGACUACAAGCGGGAAUAUUGGCCUGGAGGAAGAGAUUGAAUUCCUUGUCCAAUUCUCUAAAAGUGUUGAGUUUGCACCAAUGCGCCACUUCAUUUCUAGCUUGAAGGGAGAUGCUUUCCUCGUCCAGUACGAAUAA